AUGUCCCACCCUCAACCGGUGCCUCGGCCGCCCGACAAUGUGGAACCUGAGGAUGAUGGCCUGCUGGACGCAGAUGAGGCUGCGGAGGAGAUAAUAGACGACGACCCUGAUCACCCAAUGGACGAUGAAGAGGACGAAGAGAUGGAGGGGGAAGAACAAGAAAUCCAACUGCAAAACGACUCUGCCGCGCACUUCGACUCCCACACAGAUAGCAUAUUCUGCAUAGCGCAACACCCUACCAACCCAUCCAUCGUGAUCACAGGGGGCGGCGAUGACGUUGCAUACCUUUUUAACGCAUCGAUACCUAGCACGAAUCAAUCCACCAGCACCCCUCAGGGCGAGAGAAAAGGCAUUCAACCGAUUCAAAAGCUGGACGGGCAUACCGACUCGGUCAACGCAGUGUCCUUCACAUAUCCCCGGGGCGAAUACGUGGUAACUGCGGGUCUCGACGGAAAAUUGCGCACAUGGAGGACAUCAGAACCCUCGGGAUCCAAACAAUGGACAUUCGUCGCCGAAACCGCCGAAGUAGAAGAGAUCAACUGGGUUGCACCAUGUCCCAACAAGGAUCAUGAGAAUGUAAUAGCCCUUGGUGCCAAUGAUGGUUCAGUUUGGGUCUAUCAGAUCAACGCCGACGACAAAGCCAGUCCUCUCACAAUCGUUCAGGCGUUUUACCUCCACACUGCAUCGUGCACCGCGGGAGCGUGGACGCCAGAUGGUUCACUCCUGGCGACAGUCUCAGAAGAUGGCAGUCUGUAUGUCUCUGACGUCUUCUCCACAGGCCAGGCAGUCGUCUCAUUCACCGCCGCAGACCAACGCUUUGAGGUUGAGGGAGGUCUCUACAGCGUGGCAUGCACUCCAUCUAUGGUUGCCGUGGGCGGCGCAGGCGGAAACAUCAAAGUCGUCGGUCUGCCACAGCCGGCCGAUCAGGCAAAGAAGACUGGGGGCUCUAAAGGCGCCGGGAAACAAUCGCAGGCGUCUUCAUCAGGACAAAUCCUCGCUUCUCUGCAAGUGCAAUCAGAUGGUGUCGAGACCCUUUCCUUCUCCUCUCCUCCCCUCAAUAUCCUUGCCUCGGGAAGUGUCGAUGGUUCAAUAGCCCUUUUCGAUACAGCUCAUCGCUUUGCGGUGCGGAGACAUAUAAAAGAAGCGCAUGAAGAGUACGCCGUCGUCAAAGUCGAAUUUGUCCGAAACCCGCAAAAAGGUGGAUGGCUCUUGACCACCGCGGGUAUGGACGGUGUUGUCCGGAGAUGGGAUGUGAGGGGCGGAACGACGGCGGCAGGCCAAGGGUUCGUUCAGGAGUGGAAGGGACACAGAGGGGAGGGAGAAGGGGGCGGCGUUUUGGGGUUCGUCCAAGGUGGCGGUGGGAGCAGAAUUGUCACGGCUGGUGACGACGGUGUUGCAUUGGUAUUCAAGGCGGACAUUGCAUGA
Fonsecaea nubica is the source of this 1425-nucleotide messenger RNA. RefSeq lists its product as hypothetical. Bases 1 to 1425 code for a protein of 474 amino acids. The transcript has a single exon. NCBI's taxonomy places the organism in Eukaryota, Fungi, Ascomycota, Eurotiomycetes, Chaetothyriales, Herpotrichiellaceae. The record is from RefSeq and is a predicted model, not a curated record. Gene Ontology annotation, molecular function: protein binding.